AGCCAUUUUGGCUCAAGGCCGCCUGUGGCGCUCAAGCAGCGGGCCCCCCUCGGGUGCCCCGGCGGCCCCCGUCGCCCGCUGCAUCGCGGCCACCGCAGGCACGCACGGAGGGCGCCCGCGCGCGAGUCGCGCGAGGCGGCCGCUACGGCCGAAUGCUGACGGGGGCGAACAAGUUGGAUCUCGCAAGUCAUGCCAUACCUGGCAAUAAAGAAUUGGACCUGUCCGGCAACCCCGGCGUCAUGGACGUAAGCGGGGACUUCGUGGAUUGGUACCUGUUGACACACUUGGAGGAGCUGGUCCUGGCAAACUGUGGAGUGACUUCGAGACAGUUGAAGUGCUUUGCAGGCUGCCCACCUCCCUCUCUGAAAAAGCUGGACUUGUCCGGCAACCGCGGCGUCCUGGACGUAAGCAGCGGGGACUUCGUGGACUGGUACCUGUUGACACACUUAGAGGAGCUGGUUGUGUCGGAGUGUGGAGUGACUUCGAGACAGUUGAAGUGCUUUGCAGGCUGCCCACCUCCCUCUCUGAAAAAGCUGGACUUGUCCGGCAACCGCGGCGUCCUGGACGUAAGCAGCGGGGACUUCGUGGACUGGUACCUGUUGACACACUUAGAGGAGCUGGUUGUGUCGGAGUGUGGAGUGACUUCGAGACAGUUGAAGUGCUUUGCAGGCUGCCCACCUCCCUCUCUGAAAAAGCUGGACUUGUCCGGCAACCGCGGCGUCCUGGACGUAAGCAGCGGGGACUUCGUGGACUGGCACCUGUUAGAACACUUGGAGGAGCUUAUCUUGGCAAAUUGUGCAGUGACAGCCGUGCAGAUGGAGUCAUUAAUGGAGCUCCUACCAGGGUCAACAGCGUUACUGGAUCUAGGCAGUGAGUCUCGCGAUGCUACCCCCAGCGAUGCUUUGGAAGCCGCAGGCUUCACAGGUCACCAUCAGAGUGGCCGUUGGCAGCGUCCGGUGCAGCACAGUGCCCGAAUUGCUGAGUCGCGCGCAGGGCCCGCGGGCUGCCUGAUUGCCUGAUUGCCUGGCUACCUGGCAGUCGCAGUCGCAGUGCUUAAGCGCAGCGCCCUUGCAUCUUGACACAACACGCGCAGUAGUUAAUUCUGCGAGUGUGUAGCAUCCCGUGCGGCGACGGGCCGGGUAUCAUGCGAGGCCUUGAGGAGGGCCGACGCAUACGGUUGUGGUCCCCAUGCUGUUCCGCGUUUAUUUGGUUCGCCUGGUUCGGCUGAUAUUGCCCAUUGCGAUGUUGGAA
Prorocentrum cordatum is the source of this 1251-nucleotide messenger RNA. Lineage: Eukaryota; Dinophyceae; Prorocentrales; Prorocentraceae. The record is from the annotation of a GenBank genome assembly.